AUGGGCUUACAUUGGUCUGCAGAAGCGAAAGAAUUGCAACUACGAAGUGAUCAAAUUGAUGAACAGAUUAAAGAAGACAAAAUAAAAUCUGAGAAAGAAAUUAAACUUCUCUUGAUAGGUUUCAAUAAAUCAGAAAAAUCGACGAUAACCAAAUAUAUGAAAUUGAUGCAGGAUGAUUAUUCAUGGGAGGAAGAAUUAUCACUAUGUCAGAUAGCAGUUUAUGAAAACCUUAUACACUCUGUACAAGCAAUUGUUUAUGCUAUUAAAAAAUUUCAGUUAGAGCCCAAGAAAACAAUAAAUAAAAAUGAUCUGAUAAUAUCAGAAGUUCUUGCUAAGAAACACCAUUUUUAUUUGAUGGAUUCAGCACCUUACUUUUUGGAUGCAGUUAGGAGAAUUGAACUUCGGAAUUACGUUCCAAAUGAAGAUAAUAUCCUUAGGUCGCAAAUCAAAAAAUCUGUAUCUGAAAUAAGCAUUAACAUUGGUCAAUACAACAUACUUAUGCUUGAUGUAGACAAAACAUUAUAUCAAAGAAAAUUUCUUCAUUAUUUCGAAUUCGUAACCUCUAUUGUCUUUUGUGUCGCUCUCGACGAAUACGAUCAAGAUGAAUUAGAACCGACUGAUGAAGAGUCUUCAAUUAUUCGAAUCAAUAGUUUAUAA
Messenger RNA from Racocetra persica, 657 nucleotides. Lineage: Eukaryota; Fungi; Glomeromycota; Glomeromycetes; Diversisporales; Gigasporaceae. The record is from the annotation of a GenBank genome assembly.